Rhodofomes roseus is the source of this 1260-nucleotide messenger RNA. RefSeq lists its product as uncharacterized. Lineage: Eukaryota; Fungi; Basidiomycota; Agaricomycetes; Polyporales; Fomitopsidaceae. The record is from RefSeq and is a predicted model, not a curated record. The coding region runs from base 1 to 1260 and encodes 419 amino acids. The transcript is spliced from 2 exons. Gene Ontology annotation, molecular function: protein binding.
AUGGCGACGAGUAUCCUGCCGAUCGAAGUCAUCGAACACGUCUUUGAUUUUCUUCACGACGACGGGCAGACGCUAUACCGCUGUGUCCUCACCCACCGGAGCUGGUAUCCUCGCGCGCGCACUCUCCUCUACUCCCGCAUCGAGAUUCGUAGCCGCAAAUCGUACGACGCUAUCCGGACCCAUGCAAGCCGGACCGAUCCCUCUCUCGGAACGCCGUGCGAGCGUACGUUGGAGCUCGUAGUCGUGAACGGAUCGAUACGCCAGGAUUACACGCACGAGAUAGCCUUCGCAUUCGCUGGCCUAUUCCCCGCCCUCCGCUCCGUCACCUUCGUCCAUGGUGUCUACCAGAACACGCGUCACCUGCCCGCUUUUAGGAUCACACCACUCGUAUUAGCUUCCGUCCAGCAGCUCACUCUACGAUGCUGCGAGUUCCAGACGUUCGACCACCUCCGCCGCACGAUACUGGCGUUCCCACAGCUUCGUGAUCUCAGCCUACACUUCCCGCUGUCCUUAGGGGGCUUCAAGCACGGUCAUUCCCAGAGUGCAAUAUUCUCGCCGCAGACAGUGAAUGCCCUUAGGCUUCACCGUCUUGUGCUCAGUCAGCUGAAGAAUAUCAAAGAGGAAGUCCAACUGCUGAGGCUACUAGUACUCGAGUGGGUAGACUGUACGCCUUGCGUGACGGAGGGGACACUUGUAGAAUUUGGCGUACGGCUCGCCCUCACUUAUCCGGCGGACUUCCUGAAGAAUGAACGUACCAUGAAUGCAUUGCAGAAGAUGUGCCGACAACUUGCCUCUUCCUUAGUACAUCUGGACCUACCUGGACCGCUAUUCACCGAACGGCAACCCUACAGUGCUAGUAUUAACCGGGUGGGGCGCCUUUGCUUCAUUAAAUUCGUCAAUCUGCGAUCCCUGUCGAUCAGGCUGCUCGCUGUCGCCUGUCGUAGGGCACAUCACCUCCGCCGACUCGCCAUAUCUAUCGAAAUGAAUGUGGAGGAUGUGGAAGCGGACCUGCACGCAGACUUCCAUCUCCGUGAAGAAUGUUGCCUGAACCGAUUGAUGAACUCGAAGCUGAUAUGUGCUAAGAAGAUGUACCUCUUCGUCACCCUCCUUUGGACGGUACCACCGCCAGCAACGGAAGAUACCCGAGGGAGAGUCGUCGCGGGUGUGGACAAAUGGCUCAGGGAAACACCGGCGUACAAGGACGGUACUGUGUCCUUCUCCCACAUAGUCACGAAGACAUACCCUAGUCGGAGACCGUAA